Molecule: messenger RNA, 3190 nt
Organism: Talpa occidentalis (Iberian mole)
Lineage: Eukaryota; Metazoa; Chordata; Mammalia; Eulipotyphla; Talpidae
Gene: DDA1
Product: DET1 and DDB1 associated 1
Exons: 5
Coding region: 493-804 (103 amino acids)
Biological process (GO): positive regulation of proteasomal ubiquitin-dependent protein catabolic process
Cellular component (GO): Cul4-RING E3 ubiquitin ligase complex
Source: RefSeq, a predicted model, not a curated record
GAGGCCCCUCACCUCUCUGCCCGGCCCCCUCAGCUUCGGCCCCGCCCCUCGCUGUGACCUGUGACCUUCGACCCGGGGGACCCUGCUGUGAGCUUCCUGCUUACUCCGCCCCUCCUCCAUUUCCCACCCCUAACCCCUUCCUGGCUUCCAGGCCCUGACUAGUCAUUCAUUUCCGGGUCUCUGCUCUCCCGGAAAUCGCCUGGGGUGGUGGGGUUGGGGUCCCCUGAGGCCCCCAGUUUCAAGUCUCUUCCUGAGCAUCCCGGACCUGGAUCUGUCCAGUUCAGGAGGGUUUGAGAGGGUUUGGGCGACCGGUAUGGGUGUGGGGACGGGGAAGGGGGCUUGACAUCCACACUUGCGGGGCUUUGUGACCAAAAGAAGUGCGACAUCGCGGACUGACCCAGUGGCCCAGAUCCCUGACCCCAACAUCGCCGUCUUGAGCUGCCCCUAAGAGGAAGCAACUCCAUCACCGAAGACCAGGUUCUGUCCUGUUAAAUGGAGGCAGAUUUUUUGAAAGGACUGCCCGUCUACAACAAAAGCAAUUUUAGUCGAUUUCAUGCAGACUCUGUGUGUAAAGCCUCGAACCGACGUCCCUCAGUCUACCUGCCCACGCGGGAAUACCCGUCUGAACAGAUCAUCGUGACAGAAAAGACAAACAUCCUUUUGCGUUACCUACAUCAGCAAUGGGACAAAAAGAAUGCCGCCAAGAAGAGAGACCAGGAACAAGUGGACCUCGAGGGUGAGAGCUCUGCGCCCCCCCGCAAGGUGGCUCGGACCGAUAGCCCAGACAUGCACGAGGACACUUAAGACUCACACUCCCCCACAGGCGCCUCUUGUCUUCUGUGCUCCCCUCCCACCGUGUGUGUAAGCGCUCCCUGCCCGCACCCUGCCUUGCCCACACCACUUCCAACCUCAUAGGAGCCAAUGUAUUUAUUUUCCUUGAGUUUUUAUUUAUGCUGUAAAUGUACCAAGUGAUGGUUAAAGGGGCCGUCAGACACAGUAGUGUGAUAUUGGUAGAUGCUUUUUAAACAUUGUUAUUCCCUCCAUCCCGUUCCCUCUUCUCCCCACUUCUCCAGACACCAGAGCGGGUCUGUGAGGGUCUAGAGCCAGGCCUGCUGCAUCAGGUGACAGUGUGGGGGCCCUUUUCCCGAUUCCCACCUGCUCGUCCGGGCUUUUAAGACUUGGCCUUGUCUCUCAAGUUCCACUGGAACCUAUUCCGUGCUCAGAUCCUGCUCUGAGCGUGUGCAAGGCGAAGUCAGCCCUUCUGGAUCUUUCUCCUGUCAUUUUAUCAUGGACUAGUGCGUGCUCCAUGUCCACCCCAAUAAAAGGGUCUUUCCUACUUGACCUUGCGUCUUUGCUCCGCGUGCCUCAGCCCCAGAGGACGGAGCCCCUGAGAGUCAUCCCAUCAUCACCAAGAGGAGCCAAGAGGGAACCCCAUGCACUGGGGCCCUGGGACCAGCUGGAUUCUCUCAUGGGCCUGCUGUGAUUGCUUCACUCAGAGCUGACACCUGUCUGGAGCCGCCCCCUGCUUCACCUGUCAAGGUGUCCCUGAGGAUCAGGAUGUCCCCAAGAGACAGUCAAGCUGCCCGGGGUGGAACUGUGGUGGACUGCACUCCCGGGAUACCUGCCAGCCGCAGUGGAGACAGCCUCAGGCUCAGAGAGCAGGCACAUGGAUGCCUGGGUGAUGUUAGUUCUGCGCGUUCCACGACCAUGAGGGCUUCCAGCUGGGGUGGGUUUGGAGCUGAGCUCAGGGCCCUAGAGGGUGUUUGGGUUCUGGGCAGUGGGUUCAGGGCCGUAGGGGAAGAUCACUACCCGCCUCACUGGUCCCAAGUGGGGCCUAGGGGUCGGAGCUGAGUGCCAGGGCUUUGAAUGGUGAAGUGUUGGACCAUGUAACUAGAGGACACAUCAGGCCUUGGAGGGGUGCCCGUCACCUCCCAGGUGGAAGGUUCCAGGGCUGGUUGCCUGGCUGUACAGGGGGGGCUUUGCCUUCUAGCUCUGGGCAGUUCCUCGCUUGGGCAUGGAGUUCCUAGUCCCAGGGCCGAUCUGGUUACCUGGGUGGGCAGGUGGUUAGUCCCUUUGUUAGUGACUGAAUAGGUGGGACCUCAGCUUUAAAGGCCAGGAGGCAGAGCUGGAGCAGAACAGGCACACCCUGCUCAUCUGUAUUUCUGUGCCUCAGUUUCGCCUUGGGGCGUUGGACUCCACCUCCUGCCACUGCUAUUUGUGGCAUUGGUGGGGGUCCCACGGCUGUGCAGGCCCCUCAGCUGACCUCCCCACUUCUGCCUUUGGUGCCCCCACCCCAUCUGCUCCCCCAAACACCAAACUCUGCCUUCCCACACCUCUGUGCCUUUGCACAGGCUGCUCUCCUGCCUCCAGUAAACCCUGAUGUCUCUUUCACCAUCCCCCCCAAAGUGCCCCUUCCUUACAAUGGCUCUCCCUGGGCUCUUCCAGCUUUGGGCAGGGCCCUGUUGGACACGUAUGAGGUGAUGUCUUCCCUGAUCACACAGCAGAGCGCCAGGGACUUGGGCCUGACCCACAGUGGGGCACCCUGGCCACUCCCUAAUGCCACCCAGGGACCCCUGAAGGUGCCAUAUCUUCACUACAGUGACCUGGGUACCAGAUGCCUUCCAGUUUUCACACUCCAGUCUCUUCCCAUUACCCCCUGGUUCUAGAUGGCAGCCCUGGCGGUGGGUAUGCCAGCAAUUGUGGCCAAGAGGACUGAGCCCCACUCCUGCAGGGCUGAGCCUGGCUCGGGCCCAGGCCCAGCUCCCAAACUGCUGAGUCCUUUCAGUACUUUGAGAUUUCUUUCUGUCUAGGAGGCUGAAGGCAGGGCCUGAGGCCCUGCAGCUCUUCCCAGGGAGGAGUUCUGAAGUCAGCCCCCAAAUUUGGGCCAACUCGGAAGCGGCCAGUCUGGAGUUUUCCAUCUGUGGCCUCAAGACCCAGUUCUUAGGAGGAGGCCCCCAAGGGUCACAGAAUGGGCGGGGCAUCCCCAGUGCCAACCUCGUCACCCAGGCCCCCUGAUUCCCCUUCCACGGUUCCAUCCUCUGGCACUGUUGAAAUAUACUUUUUAUUGCAUUUCUGCCGUUUUACAAAAAUAUGACAAAAUAAAUUAAAAACAAAUAAAUAAUCGCCUAUUCUGUGUUUGUGUAUUUUGUUGGGUUUUUGGGUUUCCUUUUGUUUCCCCCAUCCUGGUCAA